CCUACACCUGCGGCACAGAUGUCGGGACCGUCAUUAUAUACAUCUGCACCUGCUGCAGCAGUGCCCGAACGCACCCAGCAUGGACUCGAUAACGAGGCUUUGAAGGAGCUAGAUCGCGUUAGCUUGAGGGAGAUCCUCGACCACGAUUCCAGGCCGGCGUUCAUCUUGGACUUGGACUCCGAUAUCCUGGAUUAUGCCGAACCCAAACAUGGUAUUCGGCCCAUAUUCUGCAACACUGCGCUUCGGCUUCAUGAUCGCCUGCUGGACCGAGUUACAAGCGCGCCUUCGGCUGUCGACGUAGCCGAAAUAGCGACGUACGAAGCUUUCAAAACCUGGGCUACAGGCGUGACCGAAUUUGAUGACUCGAGAGAUGUCUUCCCAAGCACUACCAUCUACAGCGAUUUGCUCUGGACUGGAUCUACCAUUCGGCGGAGAUGGCGGGUAAUCUCUGGGAAUCAAUGCCACGGUAUAUCGCAACUGCCCAAGGGCGACCUCACCAAAAGUUCUCCCUCGGGGCUGAGUGCCAUUACGAAUCGUGCCCGCAAAUCAACUGCUAAGACCGCGCUGAACAUAUCAUCUACUGUUGCAGCACAUCCAGACGGUUCUGUUGCUGAAUCUAACACAGUAACACAGAACACUACUUUGGUGGCAUCGUCAUUACCUCCACUGCAGCGUUCAGAAAAGACUUCCGGUGGCACAUCUAGUGGUACUGUGGGCAGUGGAGCAUCUGUAACGCUGUCCACGCCCACUAAAGGAUGCCCAGACUGGACUGCUGAUCAGACAAAGGGUGAGCUAUCUGAUCACAUGAUUUUUGCUCGAAAUGUGAAUUGGGGGGAAACACCAUUGGGGAAAAUGUCUACUUGGUCGCUUGAGUUUCGAGAAAUCGCAAAUCUAGUCAUGCGCUCGCCUCACCCGGUGUCUCUCUUUUGGGGCGAAGAACUGACAAUGCUGUACAACGAAGCUUAUAAGAACGAAGUCGCUGGCAAUAAGCAUCCUGACCUGAUGGGAACUGGGUUCUCUGGUCCGUUUCGUGAGCUUUGGGACGGAGUGGCGCCCAUAUUCAGAGAGUGUGCCAAAACUGGACAAUCUGUUCGUAAAGAGAAUGAUAGACUUCCGAUUGAGAGAUAUGGCUAUUUGGAAGAAACAUUUUUCUCUUGGAGCUUUGUCCCGGUAUAUGGAGGUACGGACCGUAUUCUUGGUUUCUGGAAUGCGCCUUUCGAAACAACUUAUCAAAUGAUCAACAGUCGGAGACUCCAAACACUACGACAUCUUGGGGAAAAGUUGGCGGAAACCAGAUCUGUGAAACACUUCUGGACAUGUGUGCUUGAGGGUCUAGAGGAAAACCAUUACGACAUACCAUUCGCUCUACUUUACUCCAUUGCCGAUUCUGAUGAUGCGGAUACAGCAUCUCAUUCUUCCGACAGCACAAUAUCGUUGAAAAGUUGUUUUUUGGAAGGCUCCAUUGGAAUUCCGGAUGGCCAUCCCGCCAAACCUAGGAAACUCGAUCUAAAGCGAAGUACGGAGGGAUUUGUGCCCGCGUUCCGAGAAGCUAUGCGUACUAGAGAGCCGACCAUAUUACAUACCCGUAAUGGAAGUCUCCCAGAGGAUCUUAUCGACGGUAUCCGAUUCCGGGGCCACGGUGACCCCUGCAAGGAGGCAAUAAUCAUUCCUGUUCGGCCUACGAAUGGUGAGAACAUAUUCGCGUUCCUGCUGAUUGGUAUAAAUCCUAGGAGAGCGUACGAUGAAGACUAUAAAAUUUUUGCGCAUAUGCUUAAUCGUCAAUUGGCCACAUCCUUAGCUUCCUUCCUACUGUUCGAAGAGGAAGUGCGGCGAAACAAGAUCGCCGCUGAAGCUGCUACACUUGAACGCGAAGCUCUCAGUCAACAGCUGGAGCUACAGGCCAGUCGCAUGCGGCGUAUGACAGAGCUUUCGCCGUUGGGCAUGUAUCUGUUCAGUCCUGAAGGGGUUUUAUUAGAAGCCAACGAACGCUUCUAUGAAAUGACAGGACACCCUCGAGAUAAUGAUAAUCCAGCUGAGUUUCUGGAAUACAUUGUCGACCAUGAAAGCCAAGAAAAAGCUCAAUCGAUGUGGCAGAAUGUUCAAAUAGACAGCAAAAUGCGACAAGAAGAACUUCAACUUCGGAACCCCAACUAUAUUCCUCGAGAUCUCACAGGAGAACCCAUAGAAUAUUGGGUCUUGGCCUCUUCCCAGCCAGAGUUCAGUUCCGAUGGAAAGAUUCGAUCCAUUAUGGGCUCAAUUACAGAUAUCUCACAAUUGAAGUGGGCACAAGGUCUUCAAAAUCGACGGUUGCAGGAGGCGGAAGAGACAAAACGACAGCAGAACGAGUUUAUUGAUAUCACAAGCCACGAGAUGCGAAACCCUCUUUCAGCUAUCCUGAUAUGCGCUGACGAUAUUCGCGACUCGCUAUCUGGUGAUUUUGAUUCCACGACGAUUGAGGAAUGUAUUGAAGCAGCUAACAACAUCGCCCUCUGCGUACAACAUCAGAAGUCGAUAGUCGACGACAUAUUAACUGUGUCCAAAUUGGACUCCAAUUUACUGCUUAUCACGCCAGUACCUGUUCAACCGGUUUCUAUUGUGCACCGGGCCAUGUCCAUGUUCAAGCCCGAAGUUCAAGCCAAGGACAUAGAUUUCCGCUUCUGCCCAGAUAAUUCCCUCAAAGAUCUAGCCGUGGAUUGGGUGAAUCUUGAUCCGAGUCGUCUCCUUCAAAUUACUGUCAAUCUCAUUACAAACGCGAUCAAAUUCACACAAUCGUCGCCAAAGAGAGUGAUAUCAGUUCGUCUCAAGGCAUCUAUGGAGCCGCCCAUUGUCCACGAUGAGUCUUUUCAAUAUGUUCCCACCCGUACUGAACAUAUCAAUGUUGCGAAUGGCGAUGAAUGGGGCGAUGGUGAUCUUCUCUAUAUCCGAGUCGACGUGGAUGAUACUGGUUGCGGUCUCACAGGCGAGGAAAAGCGGGUACUGUUCGAACGAUUCGCCCAGGCAUCACCUAGAACCCAUGCGCAUUACGGUGGCAGUGGGUUAGGUCUUUUUAUUUCGAGACAACUCGCGGAACUUCAUGGAGGCAGGAUUGGCGUAUCGUCUGUAUCGGGUUUAGGGAGCACGUUCGGCUUCUACAUUCAAGCACGACGAGCGCUCGCAGAAGAGCGGCCAACAACUGCUCUUCUAAACCCCAAUGACCAGUAUUCGAAUGCACAGGGCAAUCGGCUCCUGGGACAAGCAAACCAUCCUGCACUCGCUCAUACCACUUCCAGCCCAGCUGCUCUUCCAACACGAACUGCUCCCAACGAAGGUGGCACAUUGUCAUCUGAUGCUCUACAUGUUUUGAUCGUAGAGGACAAUUUGGUGAACCAGCGUGUCUUAUCAAAACAGCUCCAGAAAACGGGUUGCAUUGUAUACACCGCCGACAACGGUGUUCACGCGCUCGAUCAUCUCGCCACAACUGCCUUCCAGCUACCCGGCGGUACGCCCCUUUCUGUCAUAUUGAUGGAUCUUGAAAUGCCAGAGAUGGAUGGCUUGACGUGCGUAGGUAGAAUACGCGAAAUGGAAUCGGAUGGAACCAUAAAGGGACAUGUGCCUGUCAUAGCCGUUACGGCAAAUGUCCGAGGCGAACAGUUGAAAGCAGCAGUCGCAAGCGGUAUGGACGAUGUCGUGACGAAACCAUUUAGGAUUCCCGAAGUGCUGGCCAAGAUAAAUACGGUGCUCAAUCGGCUUAAUCCAGAAGGUAAAUCUUAG
This is a messenger RNA of Periconia digitata, 3750 nucleotides long. NCBI's taxonomy places the organism in Eukaryota, Fungi, Ascomycota, Dothideomycetes, Pleosporales, Periconiaceae. The record is from the annotation of a GenBank genome assembly.